Messenger RNA from Manihot esculenta (cassava), 1031 nucleotides. RefSeq names its product zinc finger protein ZAT10. The coding region runs from base 86 to 832 and encodes 248 amino acids. NCBI's taxonomy places the organism in Eukaryota, Viridiplantae, Streptophyta, Magnoliopsida, Malpighiales, Euphorbiaceae. Gene Ontology annotation, biological process: response to stress. The record is from RefSeq and is a predicted model, not a curated record. Gene Ontology annotation, molecular function: DNA-binding transcription factor activity. The transcript has a single exon.
UCCACUUCUCACUCACACCCCUCUCCUCUCUCUCUCUCUCUCUCUCUCUCUCUCUCUCUCUCCAAGAAUCAAGAAAUUUUCUCUCAUGGCUCUUGAAGCUCUGAAUUCUCCCACCGCAGCUCCUCCUCUCAACUAUGAGGAUACUUGGACCAAAAGAAAACGCUCCAAGAGACCAGCUCGCAGUGAAUCCCCUCCUGCCGAUGAUGAGUAUCUCGCUCUCUGCCUCAUCAUGCUUGCUCGUGGCGGCAACGGCGGUAGUAACAAAGAAGCUUCGUCUUCAUCUCCAUCUCCACCGCCUGCUUUGUCUCUUUCUUAUAAGUGCACGGUUUGCAACAAAGCUUUCCCUUCUUAUCAAGCACUUGGUGGACACAAGGCCAGUCAUAAAAAAUCAUCCUCUGAGACUGCCACCGCCGUCGAUAAUCCUUCUUCAUCUUCUAACAACACUACAACCUCUGCUGCCGCCGCCAACGCUAACACUGCCAGUGGUAGGACCCAUGAGUGUUCUAUCUGCCAUAAGACUUUCCCCACAGGUCAAGCUUUAGGUGGCCACAAGCGGCGACACUAUGAAGGACCUGGUGGUGGUGCCAACAACAAUAGCAGUAGCGUUGUAGCCUCAUCGGAAGGUGGCGGAAGCCAGAGUCAGAGUCAGAGUCAAAGUCAAAGCCGAGGAGGAAGCGGCGGCUUUGAAUUUGACCUGAACUUGCCGGCUAUGCCCGAGUUCAAUGAUCCUAGAGAAGAAGAAGUGGAAAGUCCACUGCCUGGAAAGAAACCAAGAUUAUCAUUGUUGCUUAAGCAAGAAGAAACUGAAAUGGGAAUUUCUUUGCAAGAUUGAUGAACUAUACAGAGCUUGCACAUUAGGUUAAUUAGAAAAUAGAAGGAUGCUUGAUUGGAUUUAUUAUUAUUUUUAAUUAUUUUUUUUAUGGUUAUGUACAGAAAUUUAUUUAUUUUUUGGUGAAAUUCUUUGUGAUAAUUUUACUUAGGAAUUGGUAAUUUAUUCAUUCAUUCAAUGAGUAAUUAAUUUAAUUUGAUUC